UAUUUGUCAGGAAAUUCAUUCCGUUCAUGUCGUAGCAACAAGGAUUUUAUUUGUCCAAACUGUAUUUCAGGUGCAAAUCCCACUGAAUCCUCUGAGCUGGACCUCUGAAGAAACUUCGCAAACAUGAUUGUGUUGCUGUGUUUGUCCGCGGUGUUUCCCGUGUUGAUGGGGACUGAAGUGGUCAACUCUAAUUGUCUUCCUGUCGCUGACUGCUCUGAUGUUUAUUCAAGUGGGAAAACCAGCAGUGGUGUGUACGCCGUCUCCUCAAUAGAUGGACCGGUGCAGGUCUACUGUGACAUGGUCCCCAGCGGAGAAAAUCACAGCAAAGGCCACUGGACAGUGAUUCUCAGGCGAAUGGACGGCGAGGUGAAUUUCUUUAGGCCAUGGGACAGUUAUAAACGGGGUUUUGGUAAUAAAGAAGGCGAAUACUGGCUGGGUUUAGAGUUUAUUCACCUGCUGACACGCAGGAAUCGGUAUAAACUGAGAGUAGAUCUGGAGGACUUUGAUGGGACGAAGGCUUACGCUGUGUACGAGUCCUUCUCUGUGGAUUCUGAGGCUGAUGGGUACAAACUGCAUGUCAGCGGCUUUGUAGAUGGAGGAGCAGGGGACUCUUUGAAUAAGCACAAUGGAAUGAAAUUUUCCACCUUUGACAAUGACCAAGACGUUUGGAGCGGUGGUAGCUGUGCUGUAGAUAAAUCAGGAGGGUUUUGGUACGAAGAAUGCUAUGACACAAACCCCACUGGUCUGUAUUUGUGGGGGAAAGAUCUUAGCAGUUUUAAAAUUGCAGUCAACUGGUACCACUGGAAGAACAGCUGGAAAUCUCUGAAGUCCAUCACCAUGAAGAUCAGACGUGUGAUGUAGACCAGGGGUUACAAAUGCUUCACGACUGCAGCUUGUGCACAUAUAUCCACAACUAUUAUGCAUUCAUGUGGAUCUUUCUUAAAAUAUGGUGACCAGCAUGUCCCAUCAGCUUUCAGUGAGGGAAAAUUGCACAUAAAAUAAUAAUAAUUUGACAUCCAUUUUCCUUUUAAAUACAAAUGUGUUGAAACUGGGUUCAUGAGUUUUUCUACUUGCUUUGUCUGCUUUGAUUUUGAAGCAAUAAA
Ctenopharyngodon idella (grass carp) is the source of this 1103-nucleotide messenger RNA. Its product is annotated as microfibril-associated glycoprotein 4-like. Gene Ontology annotation, biological process: elastic fiber assembly. The transcript has 5 exons. The record is from RefSeq and is a predicted model, not a curated record. The coding region runs from base 124 to 861 and encodes 245 amino acids. Lineage: Eukaryota; Metazoa; Chordata; Actinopteri; Cypriniformes; Xenocyprididae.